CCUGUAGGCAGCGCGCAUGCGCGUGUGGCUCGAGAUUCUUCUGCGUCUGAGGGAAACAUGCGAGCGUCAACAUGCGUGAUGGUCACGAGCAGACGCGCCGCUCGGCCGUGACGCGCUCCGCGGCGGAGGAUGUCCGUGAGCGCGGCGGCGGAGGACGGAGGCGUCAGUAAAGCGCAGGUCAAGCGUCAGAUCAGGAGCAUCGUGAAGGAUCUCGAGCACAUCCUGGGAGACCUGAAGGAUGUGGCGAAGGAGCUGAAAGAGGUGGUGGAGGAGAUCGACUGCCUGACGUCUGACCUCCGUCUGGAGGAGGAUCUGACAGACGGCUCAAAGACAGACACACUCAACAGCAGCUCCAGCAGCACCACCACGGCCUCCAGCGUCAAGAUCUACCCCGAGGAGACGCUCUUCAGACCUCCAGCCGUCCUGAAGAGACCCACACCCUGCAGCACUCCGUCCAGAGCCCAGGAGAUCACGCUGAUGCAGAACGGAGCGCCCAGCAGAGACCCAAAGACAUUCGGCUGUCCUCAGAGCACGAGAGAGCGCGUGCGCUUCAGCGAGAAGGUGCAGUAUCACGGCUACUGCCCAGACUGUGACAGCAACAGUACAGAUCUGCACUUACACACCGAGCUGAUCGAUGCAAGACACAGUCCUGUCCAUCAGAGCCCCGAGAUCGCCAGCACCGCCUUCCCCUCACAGAAACCACACAAAACCAUUCUACGCAAGUCCACCAGCACCACCGUCUGAUAAAGAGACAGGCCUUUAGUUUGGAGAGAAGAAGCCAGAGAAGCACAGGAGGGGAAGAGCUUUCAGAAUCAGGAG
Carassius carassius (crucian carp) is the source of this 819-nucleotide messenger RNA. It is a transcript of the gene prr16, whose product is annotated as proline rich 16. Gene Ontology annotation, biological process: positive regulation of cell size; positive regulation of translation. The transcript is spliced from 2 exons. The record is from RefSeq and is a predicted model, not a curated record. NCBI's taxonomy places the organism in Eukaryota, Metazoa, Chordata, Actinopteri, Cypriniformes, Cyprinidae. Bases 130 to 744 code for a protein of 204 amino acids.